Ambispora leptoticha is the source of this 2208-nucleotide messenger RNA. NCBI's taxonomy places the organism in Eukaryota, Fungi, Glomeromycota, Glomeromycetes, Archaeosporales, Ambisporaceae. The record is from the annotation of a GenBank genome assembly.
AUGCAACAACCACAACUACUCACCAACCGAAAGUCGUUUCGCUCCCGUAAGAUUGACAACAAGAAACCACUACGAUUAUAUUGGGAGCGUGAGCUAGAUGACAUUGACGACUACUCUACCCAGAUAAGAAGUGCGCCACCUAUUGAGACAGGUGUAGAAAAAGAAGAGGAGGAGGAAGUUCAUUUACAAGAGGCACUAACCGCAAAGGAAGAAGCCUUCAAAACCGGCAAAAAAGUUGAAAAAUCUAUACCCGUUCCGGAAGCCAUAACAGAUUUAGCGGAAUACGAAGACUUGUACAAAGAGAAAAAUUGGGAGGAUCCCAAAGCAUUUGUGAAAUUCUCUGAAGACAUUGAAAGUUCUACAGGAUGUCCAUAUACCCUGACGGACGACGAUCUCGAUUGGAUUGAAAGUUAUAACAAUAAGGCACCGGAAAAGGAUAAGUUGGAAGAAGAUGAGCUCGAGUGGAUCCUUUAUCAGUUAGAGUUGAUAGCAAAUCGAAGACUUCGAUGCAAGAAGGAUAUUAGGAUACUACCUAGUCUUCAAGAUAUGGAAAGAACUUUUACAGAUUCCAUUGCCCCGCUUCGUCGUAAAGUCAAAUGUGUGUAUCCGUACUGGAAAGAGUGUAGGGUCAAGCGAAAUGGUGGUGCAAUGGCACCAAUUGUAAUGACUGAACCAGCAAAUAGUCAAGAAGAAGAUAAUCCAUACGUGUGUUUUCGGCGAAGAGAACUAAAACCAAUACGAAAAACAAGACGAACGGAUGCAAAAUCGCUUGAAAAAUGCGAUCAAUUACAUCUUAAUCUGUGUAAAGCAACGAAUGUACUCCAAAAUUGCCAGAAAUUUGAAAAACGAAAAUUCGCUUUCAUAACCAAUGAACGGGAUAAAUUUACGACAAAAGCCAUGGUUAAAGAGAUGGGUCGAGAAUUAGGAAUCGAUGAUCCAAUAGCCGGGAAACCACCAAAAAAGAAGCAACGAAAGUUAUCACAAGCUUCCAGCGAGAAAGUGCGCAAAACCCAACAGCAACAAUCUACUUCUCAAACUCAAAUUCAAGAAACACGAUCUUAUUGGAUUGAUGCAACAGAUGAUAUAUUUGAACCAUACAAAAAGCAUCAGCCAAUCGAAUAUUACUCAAUUUACUAUCCAUCUGACGAAGAGGAGGCUGCCUCUUCGGACGAAGAAUUCAUUGAAUUACCACGACGCAUAGCAUUUCGAACUCGAAUUGGUCGUGGAGGUCGUGUACUAACGGAUCGUCGUGGAUUCUGGUCACAUCAUAAUAACAAUUGUAGUAAGAGUCAUAGUAAAACUGGUAAAUCCCGGUUCAAGUUCAGAUACGAUGACUGCGACGAAUCAGAAAUUUUCAGUGAUGAGGAUACCAAUUAUUCAGAUAUGAUGCAAAUUGAUGAAAAUGAUUAUAAAGAAAGUCCUAUCAAAUUUACGCUUCUCAACGAAAAGGAUGUCUCAGAUUUAUACAUCAAUGGUAAUGGUAAUAAUGGUGGUGGUGGUGGCAAUGAAGUCAAUGGUGUUCGAAAUGUAGUAGUCAAUGGAGUGACUAGUGUAAAUAAUGGCGUCACAAUAUCAAAUAAUGUAUUUCCUCAGAGACAAGUUUCACGCGUGCAACAACAACUUCAUGCACAGGCUCAAGCUCAAUUAGCGCGACUUCCUACCAUACAUCUUCACACAUUACGAGGCACACCACAAAAUCCUGGCGUUGUUGGAGGAAUGGUUGGCAUGAACCCAACUUCCAAUGUACGAAAUAACAUUCCCAUAUCGUCAUUGGCAGUUAAUAACAACAUGACACGAAACAUGCAACCCAUGAUGAUACGUGGUGGAGUACCUGUGAAUGUGACUAAUUCUGUAGCCAUGAAUCAAUCACAAGGCAUAAACAAUGCGCAUAUUGCGGCAGCAAGCGCGAACAAUAGUCUCGUGAAUAAUUCAAGUCUACAAUCAGCCACAUCACCAAUGGUGCGAGGAGCUGUGGCACAAAUGAUACGUGGUCCAAUCACCACUAACAAGCCUCCACAACAACAAUUCAAUGGUGUCCGAAAUAUCCCACAAAACGGGUUCCAACCAACUCCAAUUCAGAUCCAACAGACGCAAAUGCAAUUGCCUAAUCAUCAUCAAAUAAUGCCAUCUCAAAUGCGACCUGGUCCGCAGCAUAUACGUGGAAAUAAUCUCCACUUGCCUGGCGCUUGGUUUAUGCUAGGAUUUUGA